This is a messenger RNA of Rotaria sp. Silwood2, 618 nucleotides long. The record is from the annotation of a GenBank genome assembly. NCBI's taxonomy places the organism in Eukaryota, Metazoa, Rotifera, Eurotatoria, Philodinida, Philodinidae.
AUGAGUGUUGAGCAUCGAGCACGUGGAUAUGCGAUGCAACAGGACAUUCAUACUCUUAUCUUUGCUUGCAAUACAGAUGGAUGUAACAAUGUUACAACAUUAAAACGAAUUAUCAAUGCCUUAACUUUAACAGAAAAUUUGAAUGAAUUGGAGUCGCUUCUUGCACCAGGAUCUUAUCCAUCAUUCACCGAGCAAAAAUCAUGUUUGAAUAUUUCGAACGCAACAACAACUAAUCAAUGUACACCAGGUGCAUCAUCUAUGUCCAACUGUGUUGGUUGCCAAAUUCAAAUGAAAUCAAAUAUAUUUUGUGCUCAAUGUGCUCCGAGAUUUUCCAUAAGAAUAGAUGAUUAUAUGUUACGAAGUAAAAUAUUUUUCUUUGAUAAUCGCACGCAAAUCGAAAAUAUUGAACUUUUCUGCCGUGUGAAAGGUUGUAAUGCAUUGAGUAGUAUUGAUAAAAUUCGUCAAGCAAGUACGCUCGAAUUUAAUUUUGAUAAAUUUUUCAAUGGUACUUUUCCUUCCUCUUCUUCUGGUCAUGUUCUUCAAACAAUCAACAUUUAUCUUAUAAUGUUCAUCAUUAUUAUCGGGCAAAGAUUUCAUAGGUACAAUUCGAUCAUUUAA